Molecule: messenger RNA, 2118 nt
Organism: Drosophila grimshawi
Lineage: Eukaryota; Metazoa; Arthropoda; Insecta; Diptera; Drosophilidae
Product: organic cation transporter protein
Exons: 4
Coding region: 249-1742 (497 amino acids)
Biological process (GO): transmembrane transport
Cellular component (GO): membrane
Molecular function (GO): transmembrane transporter activity
Source: RefSeq, a predicted model, not a curated record
UGAAAACAGCUAUCGACAGCAUUCAAUGGAACAACAGACAGACUGACUGCAAGUGCAACUUAAAAGAAUUGUGCUGCUUAAUUACAAGCGAAACUGAACUCACAAUAUUAAGCCCAAAUGUGAAGUUUGAAAUGCAAAGCCAAGUGUUAUAAGCAACUUAAUUUGUCCUAGUAAAAAUAUCAACACUAACGAUAACCUUAACCUUUACUAACCUUACGUGCUUAUUACAUAUUAUUACAUAGUUGAAAAUGGCUGAUAGUGAGAAGAAAAAGGACCCACCGAAGCCGGUCGAGAAGACAUCCGAUCCGAUAAUCUCGCAAAUCGGUGACUUUAGACGCUAUCAGCUCUUCUUCUGCAUUGUGAUAUUCAUGUGCAAAUUCGGCACCGGGUGGCACACAAUCGGCCACAUCUUCCUUGCCGCCCCCACGCCCCACAGCUGCACCACCGAGAACGUCACAGAUCCGUGCAGCGACGAUUGCCAUGAAACGGAAUUCGAUCACAGCACUUUCCAGUCGACCAUCAUCACGGAAUGGAAUCUCACCUGCAAGAAUGCCACUCUGGCGAGCCUCUCCCAGUCCAUUGUCAUGCUCGGCGUUAUGUUUGGCAGCAUGAUCUUUGGCAUGCUCUCCGAUCGGUUUGGUCGUCGUCCGUCUUUUUUGGGCUGCUGCUUCAUGCAGCUGAUCUGUGGCUUGAUCGUUUGUGUUUCGCCGUAUUUCUGGUUCUACUGCCUGUUCAGAUUUCUAACCGCAUUUGCCACAGGCGGCACCAUGACAACCAGUUUUGUGCUCAUCAUGGAGAUCAUUGGACCGAAGAAGCGUGAAUUAAUCGCCAUUUUGUAUCAGUUGCCGUUCAAUAUUGGCCACGCCUCACUGUCCGUAUUCUCGUACUUUCUGAGGGAUUGGAGGUGGUUCCAGUUCAGCAUAACGAUCUGGUCCUGUGUAUUUGUGAUUUACAUUUGCCUGGUGCCGGAGUCGCCACGUUGGCUAUUUACCACUGGACGCGUAGACGAUGCCAUCAAGAUAUUGGAAAAGGUGGCAAAACACAAUAGAGCCCCAACAGAUACGAUUCGCGAGGAAAUUGAGGCUGGACACAAAGUGCUGGCGGCGAGGAUGCCAUCGAAAAAGGGCAACUUAAUUGAUCUGUUCCGGACACCCCGUAUGCGGAUCAAGACCAUCUGCAUGGCGAACAAUUGGCUGGUUGUCUGCAUGGUGUACUAUGGCAUCGCUCAGUAUAUAUCCAAGCUAGGCGGCAAUAUAUUCAUCAACAAUCUGAUUGCCGCCGGUCUAAGCAUACCCGGCACACUGCUCUGCGUUGUGCUGACCAAGUACUUGGGCCGAAAGGUGACAAUGAUGUUGACGAAUUCGAUCAGUGCCGUUGGACUGUUGGCCCUCGUCUUCCUCACCAAUGCCCCAAUGAAUAUUCAGGUGAUGUGCGCCACUGUGGGGCUGUUUGGGGCAUCGAUGACAUUCCCCAAUGUGUAUCUGUGGGGUGGCGAAAUAUUUCCGACCGUUGUGCGAUCGAAUGGAGUCGGACUGUGCUCGAUGAUUGCCCGGAUUGGUGGAUUUAUAGCGCCGCUCAUCUGUGACCUGGCCAUGUUUAGGGCCUGGUUAACACCAUUCAUAUUCGGUGUGUUUUCCAUUGUGGCCGUUAUCGGCACCAUUUUCCUGCCAGAGACUCGAGGCCUUCCGCUGCCCGAAACGCUCGAGGAUGGCGAAAAUUUUGGACGUAAGCAGCGAGAUUAAAUUGCUUUGCUUUUUCGCGCAGUGCAAAAGCCGCAGCACAAAAUAAAAGCAGCAAAAACAAAAACAUCACGCUUUUGCUCAACUUUACAAAUCGUAACGAAAUUGAAAAUAUCUAAAUGCAAAAUGUAAUUACUGCGAAAUGAGUUCAGUUUCGUGCCUUUGAAACGGGGUUAGUCACUCGAAACCAACAAACGCUUUGCCUCGUUUGCCGUCCAAAUGGAAUAACAGUUAAAACCAGAUUGCCAGAUUCAAAAGGCUUUUAGCAAAUACUACAGGUGUGUGUAUAUCAAUUAAUUUACAAUUUAGCAUCAUUUUACAGGUAAUAGAAAACAAUUUUAUUUUAGUUUAUUUUGAUGUUUUGAAUAAAUAAUGUUGU